UUAGAUGCAGGAGUUCUCAGUAACCAGCAUCUUAUUGGUACACCAGUGGAGAAUUUAAUUCCGGGAUCGAGAGUGAAGAGGGCGGUCAUGAAUGUCCACGCCUUUGUGCUUUCUCCGUCAUAGGUAGCGUAUAUUCCUGGUGGGAGCUGGUGUUUAAAGCAGUGACUGGAGGGCCAUUUGGGGCGUAUGAUCUAUUUCUGUCAAAUAACACGCGUAACACAAACAACAUGGCAGCACAGCAACUGACCAAUCAGGUUUUAGAUCACUACAAAUCUGACGUCAUGAAUGACUUGCAAAAUAACGGUAUAUCUAAGAUACGAGUCUCCUAUUACUAUAACGGGGUGGAGGCGAAGUAUUUUGUUUUCAAUGCCACGGGGGCGACCAGAACGGACUGGUUUAGUCGCUACAGACUACUGGAAACUAACUACGACAUUUCAGAUUUCAUUAUAACAACAGGAAAACCCGGAGAAUAUUUCAGUAUCGCAGGUGACACCGUCAGCGCGCCUUCAAUAAAUCGUCACUUCUACAUCAAUGAGGGGUACUAUGGAUGCUCUGGUGACCUGGGAUGGACACUUAUGGUUGACGGACCCGGGCCCUGCCCCAUGGAUUGGGAAACAUCAACAAAAGUUUACUUUGUGAACACGCUCUCCUACUCGUUGAUGCCAGGAUUGACGGCGGAUUUUAUGGCGAUACUCGUAGAAAGAGAGAUCUGCAACAAAGAAAGUUCUUCAUCUCCCAGUAAUGAGUUCUUGUCCAUCAAUGAGACCGAGGAAAUACAAAGAAGAAUAAGUUCUAUGAAGUCCAAUCUGACUGUUCCUGUUAAUUCUACGUCACAAUACAUACGCACUAAAACCUGCGCAGAAGAUGACCGCUUCUCGUCACGUGCUAUUGGAACAGCACUCGGAGCAGGUCUUAUUUCCCUUCUCGCUGCUCUCAUUUUGUUUCCAGAUAUCAAAAAGGUCAUCUAUUUUUCAUUUCAACAGUUGACAGCUGUUUGCAAACGAAACGAUGCUGAUAAAACGCAUACUUAAGAAAUCAAUUACUAAUAGCGAUUCUGUGCUUUAUUUGAAUUAGAAUAUGAAUCAAACUAAAAAAAAUUCGAACUGUGCCAUUUUCGUAGUAAUAUAUGUAGCUGUGAGGUUACAUCACUUGUCAUGUGGAAUAACAUUUAUAUAUAUUUAUAUUAAUAGUGUUAAAUAAUUUUUUUUAAAUGUUUGGAAUCGGUAUUUUACAAUAAGAUGAUGAAAUUGAUACAUAUACAUUGAAAGGGAACAUUACCAAAGAAUUUCUCGGCAUGAGAGAUUAUAUAUAUGCCUUAGAUGCAACAACAAUUCAGUGGAUGAUGAAAAACAUUUUUUUAUUCUCAUGUAGUCAUUUAUCAGAAAAAAGGGUUAUUUUAUUCAUAAUGAUAGACAAAUCAUGUAAGAAAUUUGUAAAGAUGGACAGUGAUCAAAGGCUUAUCUGGCUAAUGACCAAUGAAGAUGAAAAUAUCCUCAUCCAAAUUAGUAAGAUGAUUUUGAACAGUGAAAUAUAAUACUAACAGAGGAAUAUAAUACUACAAGUAUUGCAUUUCAUUGCAUUGUACACAUUUUCUUUUUUUCUUCUUCAUGUUUUACACUUGUAAGCUGUCUUGGUUAUUGGGAUUACAAGACCAACAAUCUGGUAAAUAAUUUAUUACCAGACUGUUAACAAUCACUGUUAUUUGUGCCCCCUGUAAUCAAGUCAACAAUUCAUGCUUUCGUUUAACUUUUUUUUUGUUUUAUUCAUAUUGUAUAAUUGUUUUCAUUUAUAUAAUUAUUCUAUUCUAACCUUCCUGCUUUAGGCAUAAAACAUUCAGAACAAUUGGAUCCUGCAUUUACAUGUGUAUUGUACCUGUAUACUGUAUUUACCCUGGUACUAAACUCUUGUACUGAUAUUGAUUACAAUUUUAUAUGUAUUCACUUAACAUUAUCAUUAUCCACUGUCUCUGAAACUGACACUGUCCUUAGAUGUGUGAAGCAGUUUGGUUAUUUGUUAUUGUAUAUUUCAUUUUGUUGAUUUAAAUCUUGUCUGCAAUAAGUAUUUCAUAUAUAAUUAUAGAUGUGUGCAGUGCAGAAAUGUGAACUCUGACAGUACUAGUACUUCUGAAUAAUUGUUAUUUAUUGAUGUUGUUAUAAUUAAUUGCAUGUUAAACCGUACCUGCCCCCGAGGGCCCUUGAUUGAUGAAUAAACAUAUUAUUAUUAUUAUACACUUCACGUACCUAACCAUUUUAGGUGUUCUUUGAAAUUAAGGAAUAUUAAAAUGCGAUAUGGGUCAAGGUCAUGUUUAUUGUGAUUUGCUGUAUGGCAAUACUAUUCUGAUGAUAGGGUAACAUUGUUAUUUAAUAUCACAAUCAUCUUCACUAGCCUAGUGUUCCAUUCUCUUACUCUCAUAUGGUGACACUUCGCUUGUGAAGACGAUAGUAGGAGAAUCAAACACUUGACUAGCGAAGAUGAGAGUAAAAGAAUCGAAUCAGACACUUGGCUACCGGAGACGUAAAUUACAAUCAACAGGUAAUCUAUUUUCUGCUGCUCUGAACUAAAGUCUAUAUGUUAUCAUUUGCAUUUGUUAUACUGUAUCAUUUAAAGCCUGUAAUUAGUCAAUUGUUGUCACAUAAUUAUGUUAUACAGACGCCAUUAAACCUUGCUCUACUAAAGAUACAAAACAUUUAUAAACUCCAAAGGUAAAGGAAUUUAGUGUUAGUAGGAUUGGGUUAAUAUAUAUUCUAUUUAAUAUAUCAAGGAUGAAGCAAGGCAUUAACUAUUUUAUAAGCGUUUUGUAACAGAAUGAUGUGACAAACACAAUUCACAAGCUUUUUACUGUUACAAUCUUGUGCUUGAAAGUGUUUAGUGAAUCAUGAUAAAACA
Messenger RNA from Ostrea edulis (European flat oyster), 2886 nucleotides. RefSeq lists its product as uncharacterized. The transcript is spliced from 6 exons. The record is from RefSeq and is a predicted model, not a curated record. Lineage: Eukaryota; Metazoa; Mollusca; Bivalvia; Ostreida; Ostreidae. Bases 228 to 1031 code for a protein of 267 amino acids.